Messenger RNA from Pelobates fuscus (common spadefoot toad), 1664 nucleotides. RefSeq lists its product as uncharacterized. NCBI's taxonomy places the organism in Eukaryota, Metazoa, Chordata, Amphibia, Anura, Pelobatidae. The record is from RefSeq and is a predicted model, not a curated record. The coding region runs from base 102 to 1043 and encodes 313 amino acids. The transcript is spliced from 5 exons.
CUGCUUGUUAUUGAGGAAGUUCUUUUAACCUGUUUCUGUGCUACAGUCCUUUUACAGAUGCAAUUUUAAUUUCUAUGGUUUUUAAGGUGUUAUUCUAAACCAUGGCAAGAAUUGAUUCUAACAAUGAGAUACGGAAAAGGCUGUCCGAGUACAAGCCAGGGUGCACCCGAAAUAUCCAAGGAUAUUGGUGCAGGCGGGUUUGCCUGCAGCUCUAUGGAUUAUCGGGACAUGGCAAGUCCUCGUUUAUUAACACCUGUCUGUGUGUGGUGGAAGACAAAGAACAUGAGAUGGUGGCUUUUUCUUUUGAAACGGAGGGUCCCAUCACAUUGACAAGAGAUGAUUAUAAACUGGGAGGCUUGUAUAUCACUGAUAACCGGGGACUUAACAAACUACAUCCGGAGGAAUAUCUAGAGAUGGCAGCUCAGUUUGCGCACCUACGAUGUCAUGGGGACGUGGAAUGGGAAAACGGUCUGGAAAACACGUUUGAAACACUUCGAAACAGAAUUGAUAGGUGCCACACGGAGAUCAUUGUGCCCGUAUUUGUGUAUAGCGCAAAAUAUGAUUUUACAAAACGCAGACCAGAUGAAAUUAGCCCUUUUAUCAGAGAAGCCUGCCGCAUUACAGGCAUCUUUCCCCUUAUUGUGCUUACACAUUGUAAAAAAAUAAACACUGAUAUGGUGUGCGAACAAUUUCGAGAGCUUGGAGCCAGCUACAUCAUGAGUAUCGAGAACUACACGGCUAAAAACCCCAGACGUAAUGCUGAGACGGACACCAAAAUCCUGGACUUCCUGGACGUCUGCAUGAAGAAAGCCGAUCAAGCGAUCGACAUCAAGCAGCACGAAAAUAAUAACAUAGAAUUUUUUAAUGAAGCCAUGAGACAGGUCAAGGCAUUGGUUAAGGACAAACUCAAAGAAAAAGAUGCCAAGAUACAGGAGCUGCAAAAGGAAAUAAAAAUCGAUGAAGGAGUAUAUUUGAUAAUUCAAUCGGAGAGAGCAAAACUGAAAGAAGAGAUUAAUAGCCUAAAGAACCAUAAAGAGAAGUAACAAAAAAAAAAGGCCCAAUCCCUACUUUACAUUUUUAUGCAAAAUGGCUUCCAGACACAGCUUACUGAACACAAAAUGGCUGCCGUAUUAAAAUCAGGCUCCUGACAGAAUUCUGUGUAAUUAGUAUUUCCACUCUCAGGCUCAUAUUCUUACAAUAGCAAUUACUUCAUCUAGAGCAGGCUUCCCCAAACUCCGGCCCUCCAGAUGUUGCUGAACUACAACUCCCAUGAUUCUAUGAAUGAAAUAGAUAGUCUGAGAAUCAUGGGAAAUGUAGUUCAGCAACAUCUGGAGGGCCGGAGUUUGGGGAAGCCUGAUCCAGAGGAUAUUUAUUGUUUCACCCAGCUUCCCCAGUGAAUGCACCAUAUUUACUGCCCUGGCUGUAACAAAAUACUGUACUUUUUUGUUUUCUGAAAUAUGAAGCAUGUGUCUUCAGUACAACAACUGAGGUGCUUCCUGAGUCAGUGCUGCAUGGAGAUGCUGAAUAUUCCUCGUAGAGAUGUAUUGAUUCAAUGAAUCUCUAUGAGGAGAUGCUGAUUGGUGGAGCGCAGCGUUUUGCCGCACAUGCGCUUUAGCCUCCCAAUGCUUUCCUAUUAGAGACAAUUGGAUUGGUGGAGAUUGUCA